Messenger RNA from Oreochromis niloticus (Nile tilapia), 2810 nucleotides. RefSeq names its product nuclear factor 7, brain-like. The transcript is spliced from 3 exons. The record is from RefSeq and is a predicted model, not a curated record. Bases 134 to 1573 code for a protein of 479 amino acids. Lineage: Eukaryota; Metazoa; Chordata; Actinopteri; Cichliformes; Cichlidae. Gene Ontology annotation, molecular function: zinc ion binding; protein binding.
ACUUUGACGAUCACCCGGGAACACAUUACAUUAAAGGUUGGGAUCUGUACUGACGAAUACAAUUUAGUUCAAAAGUCAGAGUGACUGUAUUUCGGUGAGUCUUGUCCUUUAAAUAAUCUGGAAAUUAUCAGGGAUGGCUGAGAAAUUGCUUUUAGAAGGUUACCUGAGCUGCCAUGUGUGUUCAGAGACUUUCAGAGAUCCUGUGUCUCUGAGCUGCAGCCACAACUUCUGUUCAAGCUGCCUGCAGAAAUUCUGGGAACAAGCUAAAAACAAAAACUGUCCCAUUUGUAAAAGAAAAUCUUCAAGAGAUGAACCAUCUAUAAACGUUUCUCUCAAAGAACUUGCUGACUCAUUUGCUAAGAGGCACAGUGAGAGCUUACCUCAACAAGAGGAGGAAGAGAAGGAGGAGGUGGUGUGUGAUAAAUAUCCAGACGUCCCUUACUGGUACUGUGAGGAUGAAGACAGAGCUGUGUGUCCUGUGUGUGAGUUUUCUCUCCACCAGAGUCACAAAGUGGUUCCUGUAGAAGAAGCAGUCAGUGACCUGAAGGAGCAGCUGAAAUCUGACUUAAAGUCUCUGCAGGACAAGAGGAACAAAUACAAACAAGUGGAGGAAACAUACAAUGAAGUGAUUCAACACUCCAAGAAGCAGCUGUUGUCCACAGAGAGGCAGAUCAGAGCAGAGUUCAACAAGCUCCAGCAGUUCCUGAAAGAGGAAGAGGAGUCCAGACUGGCAGCUCUGAGGGAGGAAGAGGAGCAGAAGGGGAGGACUAUCAGCAGAGAGAUGAAGAUGAUUGAGGAGCAGAUCUCCUCUCUGUCAGACAGCAUCUCUGCUGUUGAAGAAGAGCUGCAGAAACACAGCGUGCCAUUCCUCAGCAGUUAUAAAGACACUCAGAGCAGAGCCAGAGCCCAGAGCUCAGUGUCAGAUCCACAGCUGGUCUCAGGAGCACUGAUAGAUGUGGCCAAACACCUGGGCAACCUGUCCUUCAGAGUGUGGGAGAAGAUGAAGGAGAAGGUCCACUUCAGUCCUGUCAUUCUGGACCCAAACACUGCAAGUUGCUGGCUCUAUUUGUCUGAUGAUCUGACCAGUGUGACACAAGGAGACACAAAUCAGCAGCUUCCUGAUAAUCCAGAGAGAAACAAUAAGUAUGCCAAUAUUUUUGGCUCUGAGGGUUUCAGCUCAGGGAAACACAGCUGGGAGGUGGAGGUGGGAGACCAUCCUGUCUGGGUUAUAGGUUUAGCUAAAGAGUCUGUUGAGAGGAAGGGAGAGUUUUUUGUUUCACCAAAAUAUGGAAUCUGGUGUUUAUUCCAUCGCAGUGGAGAAUACAAUAAUAGUGAUGGUAAAACUGUGCGAGUGAAGAAGAGUCUCCAGAGGAUCAGAGUCCAGCUGGACUAUGACAGGGGGGAGGUGUCCUUCUAUGACCCUGAAGACAUGACUCUGAUCUGCACUCACAGAGACACUUUCACUGAGAAACUCUUCCCAUAUUUUGGUAUUGGAGAGGCAGGAGACGCCAAAACCUCUGAUAUCAAAAUCUGUGAGACUGAGAUUUCUUUGAAAACUGCAGCGAGGUUGUAAGAGUAAUAUUUUAGGAUUGUCAUUUGUACUUAGAAACAUAUAAUCAUUUAUGUUUAGAGGUAUACAAUCGUUUGUAUAUUGAUAGAAUGUCUCAUCCUUAGUAAGACUCUGUGUACCAUGAGAUUGUAAAUCAUGCCCCAAUCUCAGUAUGUUCAGCUGCCUUCCAUCGGUUUGAACUGGCUUCGCUCACGACGUUAAAAGAAUUAAUUAAUACCCAGAAAAAUUCAAACUCUUUGCUUGACACCAUCCCUUCGCGCAUAAUUAAGGAGGCGUUCGAUACUAUCGGGCCUUGUAUCCUAAUUUUAAUGAACUUAUCAUUGUCAUCUGGCUGUGUUCCGACUGCCUUUAAACAUGCAGUCGUGCAACCAGUCAUAAAGAGAUCCAGCCUUGAUCACAAUACGCUAGCGAACUACAGACCGAUUUCUAAACUUCCUUUUUUGUCAAAAAUCCUAGAGAAAAUAGUGCUUCAACAACUUCAGACUUAUCUAGAGAGAAAUGGUCUAUAUGAAAAAUUUCAGUCUGGAUUCAGACAGCGCCAUAGUACUGAAACUGCUUUAUUAAGGGUUUUCAAUGACCUGCUUCUAAUUACUGACACGGGGUGUCCCGCAAUCUUAGUCUUACUGGAUUUGACGUCAGCAUUUGACGCUGUUGACCAUGAUAUUAUCUUGACAAGGCUUGAACAAGUAGUUGGCCUUAAAGGAACUGUCCUCACAUGGUUUAAAUCCUAUUUCUCUAAUAGGUCAUUCUCAGUCAUGAUAGGAAAAUAUUCUUCCACACCUGCUCUCCUUCGUUGUGGUGUCCCCCAGGGCUCGGUGUUGGGUCCUGUGUUGUUUUCCUUGUACUUGUUGCCUUUGAGUUCCAUAUUUGCUAAACAUAAUGUCUCUUUCCAUUGUUAUGCUGACGAUAUUCAAAUUUAUCUUCAUCUGACAGGACUUGCGUCCUCCUCAUUACAUCUUCUGCUUGAUUAUUUAAGGGAUGUUAAGGAAUGGCUAUCACAAAAUUUUCUUACAUUAAACGAGAAGAAGACAGAAAUUAUUGUCUUUGACAGAGAUACAUCCCCAGGACGGCUGAAUGACAUACUUGGUCCUGCUGCUAGUCAUCUUACUGACGCUGUUAGGAACCUCGGAGUCAUUAUGGAUAGCUCAUUUAAACUAGAUAAACAGGUAUCCAGUGUGGUUAAAUCUAGCUUUCAUCAACUACGCCUAAUUUCCAAGGCUAAAUCUUAUAUUCCCUACAA